CGAAGGACGCCUGCAUGCCACACAUUUCUCAUUGAAACCACGUCUGUCUACCUUUCACUUCAGACUUCCACCUUCUAACCCCCUUUUUGGACACCCUUCAUCGCCACAAUGCCAUACAACAACACCCCAAUCACGCCUUCUGCCGUCGCAACCGGCACAGCAAACCUCCCACUCGCACGCGUCAAGAAAAUCCUCUCCGCCGACGAAGACAUCGCGUCAUGCUCCAACAACGCCGCCUUCAUCCUGACCAUCGCCGCCGAGAUGUUCAUCCACCACCUCGUCGAGCAGACCCACACCGUCGUGAAGACGGAGCGCAAACAGCGCCGCCAGAUCCACUACCGCGACGUAGCGAACGCGGUGUCCCGCAUCGAUAAUCUGAAUUUCUUGGCUGAUGUGGUGCCCAGGACGACGACGGUGCGGAAGGUCAAGGAGGCGAGGAGGGCGGCGGCGAAGCUGGCGCGUGCGAAUGGUCAGGCGACGCUUGAUGGGUUGCAUGGGGCUGUGAAGAAGGGUGCUGGUGGGGAUGGUGAGGGG
Pseudovirgaria hyperparasitica is the source of this 534-nucleotide messenger RNA. RefSeq names its product histone-fold-containing protein. The transcript is spliced from 2 exons. NCBI's taxonomy places the organism in Eukaryota, Fungi, Ascomycota, Dothideomycetes, Acrospermales, Acrospermaceae. Gene Ontology annotation, cellular component: CHRAC; nucleus. Gene Ontology annotation, molecular function: protein heterodimerization activity. The record is from RefSeq and is a predicted model, not a curated record. The annotation marks the transcript as partial.